AUGGACUUCCUCAAGUCUGCCGUUGCAUCGGCUAUUUCCAAGGGCCCUGCGUUUGGGUACACGUUCGGCGACCGUGUAGACAUUGACGACUCUAUCUGGACCUUGUACAACGGCAUAAAGCGAGAAGAUGGGUCCAAGUGCAGUAUAUUCUCGUUCGACGCGACGGGGAGUAAGUCUCGGUUACCCCUCGCUCGCAAUGCGCUCCGCAAGCUACGCACCCUGCGCCACCCGGGCGUUGUGAAAGUGUUGGAUACGGUAGAGACAGACGCAUACAUUUACAUUGCGACCGAGAGACUUAGUCCGCUCAGCUGGCAUGUCAAGCGCAAGAGUCUUACCGAGGAGACGAUAAAAUGGGGAUUGCAUAACGUCGCAAAGACCUUGAAGUUUGUGAACACGGAAGCUACAUCGAUCCAUGGUUGCAUACGGCCAGCAUCUAUAUUCUUCAGCGAAAGCGGCGAGUGGAAGCUCGGAGGAUUCGACGCCCUAAGCUCGGUAAAAGAGGAUGAUUCAGUAUUGCCUAGAUAUGGAAGCGCUAUUCCGGAUGCACGCCGAUACAUGCCUCCAGAGGUGUCGAAGGGUGGAUGGGAGGUCAUAAAGCAGAACCCCACACAUGCGGUCGACUCGUACAACUUUGGAACACUCAUCUUCGAAGUGUUCAAUGGCAGCUUCCAAGGAAGCGAUCAGCUAGGACAGAUGAAGAGUAUACCUCCAAGCAUACAACAAGCCUACAAACGCUUACUGAACGCCAAUCCGAAGUCGAGAAUGAGCGUUGGUCAGUUCCUCGACCAGGGAAAACGAUUAGGCGGAUUCUUUCAGACACCACUAAUUCAAGUGACCGAAGAUAUUGAAAACAUAGGUCUUAAGUCCGAAGACGAGAGAAAUGAAGUUCUUGGCAAACUCGACGAAGUCGCUGAUGACUUUCCCGCCGACUUUUUCAAGAUGAAAGUCCUGCCCGAACUGCUUAAGUCCGUAGAAUUUGGAGGUGGUGGCGCAAAGGUCUUUGGCACCGUCAUGCAGAUAGGCGCCAAGCUAUCUGACGAAGAGUACGAAACGCAAAUCACACCUGUCGUUGUGCGGUUGUUCGCGAACCCUGAUCGUGCGAUCCGCGUAUGCCUGCUGAACAAUCUUCCUCUGAUGAUCGAUCAUUUACCGCAGAAGAUUGUCAAUAAUCAGAUCUUCCCGCAACUGGUCACUGGCUUCACCGAUGUUGCGCCUGUUGUACGAGAAGAGACUGUUAAGGCUGUUUUAGUCAUUGUACCGAAGCUAUCAGACCGCGUUGUGAACGGCGAAUUGUUAAGACAUCUGGCCAAAACCGCAAAUGAUGAACAAGCUGGUAUCCGUACGAACACAACUAUCUGUCUCGGAAAGAUCGCACGAAAUCUUGGAGCAAAUAACCGAGCCAAGGUCCUCUCAGCUGCCUUCGCACGUUCACUCCGAGACCCUUUCGUCCACGCCCGUAACGCCGCACUAAUGGCCCUCUCCGCAACCGCUGACCUUUUCAGCGAAGAAGACUGUGCCUCAAAGUUACUUCCCGUCAUGUGCCCGUCCUUGGUGGACAAAGAGAAGAUGAUCCGUGACCAAGCUCAGAAAACAGUUGACAUAUACAUAACCCGCAUCCGCAAAUACACUGCCACAAUGCCCGACACCGUUCUCCCAUCCCCCUCGAUUACCUCUGCAAGCGGUGGUAAUGCGGUGCCCCGCAUGGGCACCCCUGCGAAUGAUAGCACAUGGACCGGCUGGGCCAUAUCCUCGUUCACGAACAAGCUCGCAGCUGCAAGCGGCCAGAUGCAAGCUGGCGCUGCUACGAAUGGCAGUGCUGAUCAGCGGUCGCACUCUGUACCCCCACCCGCUGUACCUACCGCAAGCAAGCCUACACUUACCCCCUCAUCGAGGCCUGGCAUGACGCUCACCAAGUCUGCCGCGUCGAUCCCAACAAUGGCGAGCCCAGAUCCGGUCGAUGCAUUCAAUGACGAAACGGAGGACUUUGAUGGCGACUGGGGUGGCUUUGGAGAUGACGAUGCGUUUGGCACCAGUAGCAGCGCAAGCAAGAAGCAGGAGGAGGAAGAUGAUCCGUGGGGUGCACCGAAUGUCAAUUCAGCGCCUGCAAAUUUUGACGACAAGGGUGAACCAGAUUUCGCGGGUUGGCUCGCCGCCCAGAAUCAGUCGAAGAAGACGGUCACCAAGACAUUGCCGAAGGGGCUCGCGAAGUCAGGGACGGCUACUAAGAAGCCUGUUGUGGCCAGGACAGCAGGUGCACCGAAUGUGAAGAGAGUUGUUGUCGCGCAGCCGAAGAAGGAGGUUAAGACGCCGGAGCCGCACAAAAAUGAAGAGGAGGAUGAGGGGUGGGGUGAUGCGUGGUGA
Molecule: messenger RNA, 2361 nt
Organism: Didymosphaeria variabile
Lineage: Eukaryota; Fungi; Ascomycota; Dothideomycetes; Pleosporales; Didymosphaeriaceae
Gene: CEX1
Product: Nuclear aminoacylation-dependent tRNA export pathway component
Exons: 6
Coding region: 1-2361 (786 amino acids)
Biological process (GO): tRNA export from nucleus; protein phosphorylation
Cellular component (GO): cytoplasm
Molecular function (GO): protein kinase activity; ATP binding
Source: RefSeq, a predicted model, not a curated record